This is a messenger RNA of Penicillium paradoxum, 1668 nucleotides long. Its product is annotated as Zinc finger RING/FYVE/PHD-type. Bases 1 to 1668 code for a protein of 555 amino acids. Gene Ontology annotation, biological process: ubiquitin-dependent protein catabolic process; protein polyubiquitination; positive regulation of proteasomal ubiquitin-dependent protein catabolic process. Gene Ontology annotation, cellular component: ubiquitin ligase complex; cytoplasm. The record is from RefSeq and is a predicted model, not a curated record. Gene Ontology annotation, molecular function: ubiquitin conjugating enzyme binding; zinc ion binding; ubiquitin protein ligase activity. The transcript has 4 exons. Lineage: Eukaryota; Fungi; Ascomycota; Eurotiomycetes; Eurotiales; Aspergillaceae.
AUGAAUCGAGAUUCAGACCAAGGUACACAGUACCUUAUCCUGCAGCUGUUGCUGGAAGACGUGAAGGACGAGAUCGAUAGAUCUGAAGGACAACUGCUGUCGAAGGAGGCGACUCCACCAAUUCACAGCCUGGGGCAAGCCGAAUCUGAGAGUGUAGCGGCACUUUAUAUCUGGAAAUCUGAAAUUGAAAGCCAAGUCACCAUAUUAAGCGACUUUCAACUAGCCACGGCUUUAUCGCUAGAAGUGGAAACCCUGGAGGAACCGCCACCCAAAGGGAAAGAGUCAAAAGAAAAGUGGUCGUUCAGCAAGUUUAUUUCCAACACCGUCCAAAAGUUAGUCAACUCAUUCAAGAAGAUCAUGCGCUCAAUCAGAGUCUUGAGUCCGGCCGACUCUUUCAAGCCAGUUUGCAGCUCCUGUCAAGAAACGAGCAACAAUAUAUUUCAAACAAAGUGCUCCCACUUCUAUUGCAAGAGCUGUCUGAUACGCCUGUUUACAACCUCUUUGAAGGAUGAAUCCAUGUUUCCCCCUCGAUGCUGCAAGAAACCAAUCCAAGGCUCGGGCUUGAAGAACAUGAUAGGGUCUGCAUUGGUUGAACAACAUAGGACGAAGAACCUCGAGAUUAAUGACCACAACAGAACGUACUGUUCGAAUUCCCGCUGUUCUCGAUAUAUUUUACCAACAGUGACCUUUGGAACAAGAUUCCUCACAACAGUGGGCACUUGCAAGUGUGGUGUCCGCACAUGCAGGAAAUGUAAGAAGCCUGCUCAUGGGGGAAAAUGUCUGUAUCAACUUGACAAGUCCAUCGAGAAAUUGAUGCAACGCAAGGGUUGGCAACGAUGUUCCAGGUGCGGCCAUGUGGUUGAACUCACCACAGGUUGUAUGCAUAUCACGUGUAUGUGCAAAGCUGAGUGGUGCUAUAUUUGCGGGAGAAAAUGGAAAACCUGCGACUGUAACACGCAUUUGACCGAGCGGAUGUUCCAAAUCCAAAACCCAUCCGCGAAACCUCUGCCGUUGACCAUCCAAGAGCUUGGUUACUCACUUGAGACCGCCAUCGAUCUCACCGAAUCCACCAUUUCGGAGGCAUGGCAUGAAUGUGUUUCCUGCCGGGAAGAUCAAAUCCUAAGCGAUAUGCUCAAAACGCAGUGUUCGCACUAUUAUUGCAAGAAUUGCCUAGCCCGCACGUUCACGGAUUCCUUGCGCGAUGAAUCCUUGUUCCCACCAAAAUGCUGCCAAAAGCCCAUUAGGGCCUCGGAGCGCUUGCUCGGAACCUCAUUGGCGCAGAGGUCCAAGGAGAAGGCCAUCGAGCUGAAUGACCCUGAUAGGACAUAUUGCUUUGAUCCGAAAUGCUCUCGAUACCUCCCGCAAAUGCUCACACGACAUGGGGCGUGCAGAUGUCAAACCUGUGGAAGACGCACGUGUAGGAAGUGCAAGAAACGUGCUCAUGGGGGUCGCUGUCUGCACGAGUGUGACGCGAUGCUAGAGGAUCUGGCAAAGAGCGAGGGAUGGCAACGAUGUUCGAAAUGCGGUCGUCUGAUCGAGCUUAGAACGGGUUGUAAUCACAUCACAUGUGUUUGCAAAUUCGAAUUUUGUUAUUGUUGUACGAAACGGUGGAAAACUUGCGGAUGUGCGUAUUCCGACGAGGUCAAUUUGUACGAACGAGAUGCGUGA